AUGAACCCCAUAAACCUCGCACUUGGAGCCAUCAACCUCCCCAUCCUGUUUUCAACCUGCUUGGACAUCAUCGAGAAGAUCGACGACUACAGGCAUUUUAGCGCUGAUGAGCGUGCUUUGGCCAUUCAGUUCGCAUCCCACAGACUGCGUUUCAAGAAGUGGGGGAAAGCUCUUGGGCUGAGUCGAGAGACGAUAGAUCUCUCUGAAAGGCGGCACGAAGCUCUCACAGAUCCGGACACGCUGCAAACUGUGCGCCAAAUUAUCAACGCGGCUCAUGAAAUUUUGAACAAUCAGCAGGGAAAAAUAAGCCAAGAUGGAAGUAAUCGGCGGAAUGAGCCGAGUACUGAGAAUGGUCCUUCUUUCACUAGAAAUUUGGUCGAGCUGCCUCGAACGACCACCAAAUCAAGAGUGGCGAAGCUUGCAUGGGCACUGAGAGGCAAAAGCAGACGGGAGGGACAAGUAGAGCUAUUUGGGCGACUGAUCCAGCACCUAUACCAUCUGGUUCCCAUCGACGCCUUGCCACAGCUUAUGAUAGGACUUGCAGUUCAGGAUGGCUCGCAGACUGUGGCUGGCAAUGCGUCUUGGGCUUCCGAAAUGAGGACUGUCCUUAAAAAACUAGAAGACAAGGCAGAGACAGAGAUACUGCGUGAGUUACACACCUGGUUGUCUCAGCACCCAUCCAAUGAGAUUUUUGAAGAGGCUCUGCAGGCGAGACUUGACGAUACCUGUGGUUGGAUCCUCGAACGGCCAAUUUUUCAGCAAUGGUUCUCUCUCCAAGAAGACGAGGCAAAAUCCAAAUUGUUAUGGAUCAACGGGCCUGCUGGAUUUGGGAAGACCAUACUCCGUGCCGGAAUAGUCGAGCAUCUAUUGGCAACAGCUCAAACCCCCGUGGCUUACUUUUUCUUCUCGUCUGACUUUGAGAGCCGAAAUGAUCCAUACGAGGCCAUUCGAUGUUGGAUCUCUAGCGUCAUGUUUCAGAAUAAGAUUAUCUUUGACUGUGUACGCAUGAGUCGAGAGACUCAUCUUGGAUCCGUAGCGACUCGGACUGUCACUAUGCGACUAUUACAAGAAAUAGUCCACGUUCUUCCAGGAUGUAUCUUCAUAAUUGAUGGACUUGACGAGUGCACUUGGCUGGGAAAAGAGAGCAUCCGCGCCACUGACUCUAUAACACACUUUUUGGAGCAUCUAGAUCAUGCAAUUGCCGACUCAGCGACAAGAAUCAUCAUCACUAGCAGAGAUGAGCCCAUAAUUCGAGCUGGCAUUCAGAACAUGGAGAGCGCGAUACUUGAGCACAGAAUCAGCCCAGAUGAUAUCAAUAGCGAUAUUCAGAACUAUUCCAGAAGUAUCGUUGAGAAAAAGUUGUUUAAGAAAAGCGAGAUGAUUAAGGACGAGAUAUCUCAAAAAAUGGCAACGCAGUGCGCCGGGCAGUUUCUUUGGCUGAAGCUGCAGGAAAAUUCUUUACGAGGAUGGAAAAAUUUGAAACAGCUACAAGACACGAUUGAUAAAACUCCUUCUGGUUUAGAAGGUCUGUACCAAAGGAACUGGGCCAGAAUGUCACAACUUCCGGAAGAUGAGAGAACCCGAGCUUUCACACUUCUUCGCUGGGUUACAUUUGCUGCAAGGCCUUUGACAGUCGCUGAACUUACAGAAGCCGCACUGAUCAGUAUCGACUUCAAUGAAUAUCCCCUGGACGAUCUUCCAGACACGAUUGACGACGAAUAUAUUAACAGCGAAAUACUCGGCCUUUGCGGCUCACUUUUGAACAUUUACGAAAACUCGUUGGAUUCAGGAUCGAGUACUGUGCGACUCACUCACUUUUCUAUAAAACAAUACUAUCUCUACCAAGACCCACACUCUAGAAGCAUUCUUAUCCAAAACGAACAUUUGAGACAUUCCAACGAAAAAAGAGAAAACACUACUAUCGCACAAAUCUGCCUUCGAUAUAUCCAAUACGAAGAGGCAUGGGGAUUAUGUGCUUCAAAAGAUUCAAGUCAGGUACAGGGAUCCUUUAGAGAUUAUGCAGCGGAAUUUUGGUCUCACCACGCCCGAGAGGGUGAUGAAGAGGAUGUGUUGAUGAAUAGAUUUAUAGAUGCGUUAUUCGAUAGUCAUGAUUUGACUAAUUGGGAACGUUGGAGAGAGCAUUACGACUCGAAAGAAAAGAGUAGAGCGGAGAAGUCGACGGAAGACAGCAGGAGUGAAGACGCAAAUAAAAACCAGGAAAAUCUUACGUCCUUUAAGCAACCCAGCCCAUUAUUCUAUGCAACAAAGCUCAACUUAACGAACCUUACGCUGAGGUUAAUCGAUAAACAUUCGGAUCAUCUAGAUGAUAGAUCUCUUUUUGGAGAAACUGCGCUUGCUGCAGCUUGCAGUAACGGCAACGAACAGAUUGCUCAAUUAUUAAUAUCAUCCUGUGCAGAUAUCAGCUUGGCAACUUGGAGCGGACAAACUCCUCUACAUCUGGCAGCUCGCAAUGGUCACUUAAGUCUGGUUCGACUUUUGCUAGAGAGCGGGUCGGAAGUCAACAGCGUCGACUCGUGCAAGGCCACGCCUCUACACAGCGCAGCAGAAGCAAAACAGACCGAGGUAGCUAAGCUGCUUUUACAAUAUGGGGCUAAUGUCAUAGCUGUUGAUGAAAACGGGCACCCUCCCUUGUAUUUCCCUCUCGAGAGAAAUGAUAUCAGCAUGGCACGCUUGCUUAUUGCCGCAGCCCCAGAUCAGAUAAAACUGGCGGGAAAGUAUUAUAAGUGGCUGCCACUUCACUUUACAGCUCAAUUCAACAUCUUGGAAUCUACGAGGCUCCUCCUUGACUAUGGAGCUGACCCCGAUCUUGUUAGCGACCUAGGGAGCACCGCUCUAACACUUGCUGCUCAUCUCGAUAGCAGUGAGAUAGUCCAUCUGCUUAUUGAAAAAGGGGCUGACGUGAACAUACGAGAUAGCGGCGGUAUAACAGCUAUGAUCUUCGCAGCUUGGAACAAGAACUCUGAGAUAGUUCAGGUGCUGGUAGAAAAUGGAGCCAAUUUAGACACGAUUGAUGAUAAUGGUCUCUGCGCAUUACACUACGCGGCUGUCAGCGGCUCAGUGGACUGUGUCCGGGUUCUCCUCGCCGCAGGAGCCAAUCAAGAACUUUUAACAGAUUAUACUGGAUGCUCACCUCUUUUUCUUGCGUCAGACCGUGGACAGACUGAAAUUGUCCGGUUGUUGCUCGAAAAUGGUGCAGACCCUGAGAUCAAGACUACUGAACACGAAACACCAUUAUGCACGGCUAUUGCGGGGUGCCAUGUUGAAGUCGUGAGCAUUUUGCUCGAAAAUGGAGCGGAUUACGCUGCAGUCAUCUGUCGCUCAGCUCUAAUUCCAUCAGUCUUUGCAGCCAGCCUCGGACAUAUUCGAAUUCUCGAGGUCCUCCUUAGCUAUGGCGUCGAUAUUUCUCUUCCAACUCCAAGUGGGAUCACUCCACUGAUGGGAGCGUCAAAGGCCCUUCAGCUGGAUACUAUGCGAUUUCUAUUAGAUAAAGGGGCUAAUGUCGCCGCCAUUGACAACAGAGGCCGCUCUGUGCUGUUUUAUGCCGCUGAGGAGGGUGGUUCAGAUGCAAUAAAGCUUCUCCUUUCGGGUGGCGCUAAUGUCCUUGCAAUUGAUCAAGAUGGUUGGACAGUUCUUCACUUUGCGGCUUUCAGAGGGCACGCAGAUGUCGUUCGUAUGCUGCUUGAAGCAGGAGCUGAUGGACAUGCAGCCAUUUCGCGUGGAUAUACGGCUCUGUUUUAUGCGGUGGAAGGCGGGCAUAUCGAAACUCUACACGUCUUACUAGAUGCGGGUUUAACAAUUUUGGAUCAAGCUGGGGAUAACAUACUACAUGUGGCAUCCUUAUAUGGACAAUAUGAGGUCAUCAAAGAUCAGCUGCGCACAUCUGACCAAGGAACCAUAAACCAAACAGAAGCUGAAGGACGAACACCUCUCUUCAACGCCGCAAUGCGCGGAUACGGUGAUAUAGUUGAGUUACUACUUUCAAAAAAUGCUCAUGUUAACAAACGAGACCGUUAUGGCUCUUCAGCAUUAUUCGCUGCGGUGCGAAAUCAACAUUUGGAGGUUGUAAAGCAGCUGUUGGCAAUAGAUCAAAUUGUACUUGACUAUGAAGAUGGCUUUGGACGAACAAUCUCUUCUUGGGCGCACAGAAGCAAAAAUGAAGAGUUGAUCAAGCUUGUGGACUUUGCAGCUGCUGAAAAGAAACUGGAGGUUCAAAGCCAUAUUGACACUUCAGCUCCAUCGAAAAAGUAUGCUUUUGAUCCGAACGCUCCUUGGUGUGAUAUUUGCACGCGAUGUAUUCAGCUUGGUGCGAGAUCCUUCAAAUGCAAAUUAUGUGCAGAUUUCAUAAUCUGUUCAGAGUGUGCCACUGCCGGGCUGAAGUGUCGGGAAACCUCGCAUGAAUGGAUAUCGAGAUCUUGA
This is a messenger RNA of Trichoderma gamsii, 4437 nucleotides long. RefSeq lists its product as hypothetical. NCBI's taxonomy places the organism in Eukaryota, Fungi, Ascomycota, Sordariomycetes, Hypocreales, Hypocreaceae. The transcript has a single exon. Gene Ontology annotation, molecular function: protein binding; zinc ion binding. Bases 1 to 4437 code for a protein of 1478 amino acids. The record is from RefSeq and is a predicted model, not a curated record.